Molecule: messenger RNA, 1095 nt
Organism: Lathyrus oleraceus (garden pea)
Lineage: Eukaryota; Viridiplantae; Streptophyta; Magnoliopsida; Fabales; Fabaceae
Exons: 3
Coding region: 1-1095 (364 amino acids)
Biological process (GO): DNA integration
Molecular function (GO): nucleic acid binding
Source: RefSeq, a predicted model, not a curated record
AUGAAGCGAGAAACGCAGGAGUUCAUUCGGCAAUGUGUUGUUUGUCAGCAAACAAAAUACUCAACCCAGAAACCAGGUGGACUGUUACAGCCUCUCCCACUUCCUCAACACAUUUGGGAAGACAUUUCCAUGGAUUUCAUAACGGGGUUGCCUCCCUCUAAGGGAUUCACUGUGAUCAUGGUGGUAGUUGAUAGAUUUUCUAAGGCAAUUCAUCUAGGAGCGCUAGCUACUGGGUUCACUGCAUACAAGGUAGCAGAGUUAUUUGUUUCCAUUGUCUGUAAACAUCAUGGCCUUCCAAAGAGUAUUAUUUCCGAUCGUGACUCGAUUUUUAUCAGUCGCUUUUGGAAGGACCUUUUUACAUUCAGUGGUACCUUGUUAAGGAUGAGUUCUGCGUAUCACCCUCAAACCGACGGUCAGGCAAAGUGGGUCGCUUUACUUCCUUGGGCUGAAUAUCAUUAUAACACUUCUGUGCACACUGCAUCGGGUUUAUCCCCCUUCCAAGUGAUGUUUGGAAAAUUGCCCCCAUCGAUCUCGCCUUACAUUGCAGGUUCAUCGUCGAUUGAUGCUUGUGAUUCUGUGUUGCAAUCCCGUGACGAAAUUCUUCACUUACUGCCCAAAGUCGGUCAUGUGGCUUACAAACUGGAGCUGCCCAGUCAUUCUCGCAUUCAUAAUGUAUUCCAUUCUUCUCUUUUGAAGCUUCAUGAGGGAGUACCUCCGACUGUUAUUGAUCAAAUUCCCCAUGACUCAAUUAACAAUCACCCUGUGGUUACUCCUUUGGCUGUACUGGAAUUUCAGACAAGACUCAUAGAGGGAAUUCCCACGCGUUUCGCUCUGGUACAGUGGCAGAGACUGUCGCCUGAUGAUACAUCAUGGGAAAAUUGGGAAGAGUUGCGUCGUGACUACAACCUUGAGGACAAGGUUGAUUUUGUUGGGGGGAGUAUUGAUACGGGCAAGCCCAUUAGAGAUGACAUUGGCCCAAUAAGGGAAGUGGAAAACAAUCAAGAGCAAGGCCCAAGGACAAAAAGAAUAAUCAAAAUUCCUAAAAGGUUGGAGGAUUAUGUGACUAUUUUGACAGCUAGUGAAGAAAAGAUCUAG